AUGAAUUUAAAUGAUGAUGAUGAUAAUUAUAAUUCAGCAAUAGUAAUUGAUAAUGGUUCAUAUUUAUGUAAAGCAGGAUUUGGUGGUGAAGAAUCUCCUCGAGCAAUUUUUAGAUCAGUAGUUGGAAGACCAAAUUUUUGUACUAGAGGAGUUAAAAAUGGAAUGGGACAAAAAGAUUGUUAUGUUGGUGAUGAAGCAAUUGUAAAAAAGAGUAUUCUAUCAUUGAAAUGUCCAAAUGAAUCAAAAUCACCAGUGAAUUGGGAUGACAUUGAAAAGAUAUUACAUCAUGUAUUUUAUAAUGAAUUAAGAGUAACCAUCGAUAAAGGUGUAUUAUUGAGUGAAAUACCAUUGAAUCCAAAAGAGAAUAGAGAAAGAAUCACUCAAAUUAUGUUUGAAACAUUUGAUACACCAAAUUUUUAUUUAGCUAAUCAAUCAGUACUAUCAUUAUAUUCCAAAGGUCGUUUAAAUGGUAUAGUUUUAGAUAGUGGUAAUAAUAUAACAUAUACAGUUCCAAUCUAUGAGGGUCAUUCAAUACCAAAUUCAAUCAAUCAAUUGGAAAUAGCAGGAAAUUCAGUAACUGAAUAUUUAAUGAAAAUAUUAAAUGAAAAUAGGGGUUACAAUUUCACAACAUCAUCUGAAAAAGAAAUUGUAAAAGAUAUAAAAGAAAAAUUUGGUUUUAUCAGUUUAAAUUAUAAUAAUGAUCUUUACUCAACCAAGGUUGCAACUAAUGAAAUUGAAAAAUCAUAUCAAUUACCAGAUGGACAAAUGAUAACAAUUGGAAAAGAAAGAUUCAUUUGUGGUGAAGUAUUAUUUGAACCAAGUUUAGUAAAUAUUGAAUCUUAUGGCGUUCACCAACUAUUAUAUAAUUCAAUUAUAAAUUGUGAUUUUGAAAUUAGAAGAGGAUUAUACAAUAAUAUCAUUUUAUCAGGCGGUACUACAAUGUUACCAGAUUUCAAUGAUCGUAUUAAAAAUGAAUUAAUUAAUUUAUCACCUUCAUCAAUGAAAAUUAAAGUUGUUGAAAAUAAUACAAAUGAAAACAAUUCCCACUUGGCCUGGAUUGGUGGUUCAAUAUUUUCAAGUUUAUCAACAUUUGAACAACAAUCAAUUAGUAAACAAGAAUAUAUGGAAUAUGGUUCAAAAAUAAUACAAAGAAAAUGUUUUUAA
This is a messenger RNA of Dictyostelium discoideum AX4, 1164 nucleotides long. RefSeq lists its product as hypothetical. Gene Ontology annotation, biological process: cytoskeleton organization. The record is from RefSeq and is a predicted model, not a curated record. The transcript has a single exon. Bases 1 to 1164 code for a protein of 387 amino acids. Gene Ontology annotation, cellular component: cytoskeleton. NCBI's taxonomy places the organism in Eukaryota, Evosea, Eumycetozoa, Dictyosteliales, Dictyosteliaceae.